AUGUGUAGAAUCCCCAUCCUUAUGGAUAAUCCACCCGUUCCUUCCCCUGCUGCCCCCCAGUAUUACCAGAGAAAGGUGGACACAGACAAUGAAUUCAUCUCUCUCUGGGCACAUGGUAAGACAAAGCACAUUGACCUGCUGGUAAAUACUGAAAUUAUACCUGGCGUUCCUGUUUGUUUUUUUGCAAUUUAAUAUAAAAAGAGAAAUCUUUCACUCUCAAACGAAGUUUAGUUAAUGAACGCAGAACAGCUAGAACUUAAUCCAGAGGCUAUUUUUUAUUUCUUAGUUUGAAUGUGAAGAGUCGCAUGUGCUCAAAGUCUCGUAUAAUGAAAACUCAAUGAUUGUGAUCUAUAGUACACACAAUAUAGAAUUUUAUUUAUUGUUUCUAUCAUUCAGUUUAUCUUCUUAAAUAUUUAGUUUAGAGAGUCUACAUUUAAUGGAUUUUUUUUUUUUUUUUUUUUUACUGCCGAGUUCUUUAGAUAUUUUUUAAUGGAGACAAUGAAUUCCUUCGUACAUUGACUAUAUCCAGACACCGUGACCAAGGCACCUAAAUGUGGUUUUGUUUGGUGAUGGUUGCUCUACCUUUUCUGCUUUCCUUUUUCUUUUUCUGUCUGCUGUACUUCUCUAUUUAAACACUGCCGUGUCCUGUCCCUGUCUCUGUAUUUCUCGGACCAGUCCCUCCUUCACACCAACACUAGCAGUUCCCCCAGGAGAAUGCAAUCUGUUUUGGCCUUUUACUGCCUCAUUGUGCUAUUAAUCUCCUGGCCUGACCAUUGCCAGCUUAUGUCUUAACACUGCAGUGAACAAUCUCCCACGUCUGGUACCGUCCUGGGCCCCGUGCUGUGACUGAGCCAAUGGACUCGCAGUGAUACCUGCCACUCUCUCCACACGGAUACACGGAAGAUGCCUUAAAACAUAAAGUACAGAACUGUAAUCCGCUCCUAGAGGUAAACAGACAGGUGCUCAUGUUGGGAUUUUUAUUUUACCCAUUUUAUUUCACAGGUAAAUAUUUUGAUAACUUGUUGGGACAGCAGCUUGAGAUUUGACAGUACGUUCCAGAUUGUAAUCACUGGAAUGCAGCAGGAGUAGCAAGAGACUGCUGUAAGACACAAGCUGCUGUAAUAUUAGGCAGACUGAGUGUGGAGAUGUAGCUGUAAGAUGCAGAGGGCAUAGUGUGAUGGUCAACACUGUGUGAGUCGGACACGGCUGGAAGAUGCAGCGUCCAAUGUUCUGCAGGCAGUGGCGAAGAUUCAGUGCAGCGUAUGCGGUUCUGCAGGCAGUGGCGAAGAUCCAGUGCAGCGUAUGCGGUUCUGCAGGCAGUGGUGGAGAUUCAGUGCAGUGAGAGCAGAGUGCACUGUAUACGGUUCUGCAGGCAGUGGUGGAGAUUCUGUUCAGUGUGUAAGGUUCUGCGGGCAGUGGUAGAGAUUCUGUACUGUGUAUAAGGUUCUGCGUGCAGUGGUAGAGAUUCUGUACAGUGUAUAAGGUUCUGCGGGCAGUGGUAGAGAUUCUGUACAGUGUGUAAGGUUCUGCGGGCAGUGGUAGAGAUUCUGUACAGUGUAUAAGGUUCUGCGGGCAGUGGUGGAGAUUCUGUUCAGUGUGUAAGGUUCUGCGGGCAGUGGUAGAGAUUCUGUACAGUGUAUAAGGUUCUGCGGGCAGUGGUGGAGAUUCUGUUCAGUGUGUAAGGUUCUGCGGGCAGUGGUAGAGAUUCUGUACAGUGUGUAAGGUUCUGCGGGCAGUGGUAGAGAUUCUGUACAGUGUAUAAGGUUCUGCGGGCAGUGGUAGAGAUUCUGUACAGUGUAUAAGGUUCUGCGGGCAGUGGUAGAGAUUCAGUGCAGUGUAUACGGUGCUGCAGGCAGUUGCGAAGAUUCAGUGCAGUGGAUAAGGUUCUGCAGGCAGUUGCAGAGAUUCAGUGCCGUGUAUACGGUGCUGCAGGCAGUGGCAGAGAUUCAGUGCCGUGUAUACGGUGCUGCAGGCAGUGGCAGAGAUUCAGUGCAGUGUAUACGGUGCUGCGGAGGUUCAGUGCAGUGUAUGCGGUGCUGCGGAGGUUCAGUGCAGUGUAUGCGGUGCUGCGGAGAUUCAGUGCAGUGUAUGCGGUUCUGCGGGCAUUGGCGGAGAUUCAGUGCAGUGUAUGCGGUUCUGCGGGCAUUGGCGGAGAUUCAGUGCAGUGUAUGCGGUUCUGCGGGCAUUGGCGGAGAUUCAGUGCAGUGAGAGUAGAGUGUAGUGUACAGUUCUGCAGGAGGCUGUCUUCGGCCUGAUCUUCCUUGGCUGACGCCACUUGCUGGAAGGAUAGAGGCCGUGUUGCCAUUGGCGAUCUGGCGCCUGUUUUACUCAGAAUUAAUAUAUGCCUGUUCAGAACUCUUGGUCCUGGCUGCCUAAUGACCGUGGCUGAGGUGAAACUAGAGCACCGGCAGCAGAGGGUGUAAUCUCCGUAUGUUCAGCAUUUCACAGUGAGACACUGCACAUACACACUCCAGGUACCAUGUCAAACCACUGACGUGAUCAUCAUGCUUGGAGUAACUCUUUAACACGCUGGCUGUAUAACACUUACAUCAAAUUUAUUAUAUUUUUAUGUGCAUUUUUUUUUUUUUUUUAUGAAACGACCAUGAUUUAAAGUGCAUUUCGAGGGUUAUUUUCUGGCCGGUCCGUUUUUAAUCUAUAAGAAUAAAAUCUUUAUAACUGGAUAGUUUGCGGUCACACAUAGUGUGCAUGUGUAUAUCUUGAAAAUUUUUAUAUAGAAGAGGAAAACAAAUUCUAUAUAGCAUGUCAUCAUGCUGACAGGCUGUCCGUGAGUGCCAGUCUGGGCAUCCUGUCGUCUCUCUGGUCAGUGGGGAAACAUUCUUGUUUGCAGUCGCUGUGAUGACCUGGCGGUGUGGCUUGUUUAAGGCCGUAUGUUCUGCUCCCUAUUUUGCACACUGUGUUGACUGUGUAUGUAAUUAAACCGCCUGCAAAUCAACAAAUUCAGUGAAUAUUAUGUAUUAAAUAAAGACUGAUGCAAGAAGAUUUAACACGUUGAAGAUGUUAUUUCCAGUGAAGACAAGCUGACUUCUUAUUGAAAAAUUUCUGUGUAUGUUUGUUACAAUACAUGACAUCCAUGUGGCUUUUUAAUUGUAAAGUGCCCACUGCUAGUCUGACAAGUUUUAUUUGCCCAGUAAACGCCAUUAGAUGCAAUGAUACCUAGUACACACCCUGGGCUCUUAUUCCAAAUGCUGAAUCCUCCUGACAGGGGUUCCCAACCCAGUCCUCAAGUACCCACAACCAGUCCAGGAUUCAGGGAUUACACUGUUGUGUCUAAAGUGUUUUAUGAAGAAAAAAACAAAAACAAAAAAACCCUUAGAGACAACGGUGUAAUCCUGAAAUCUUGGACUGUUCGGGGGGAAUUGAGCAGUGGGUUGGAAACCACUGCUUUAGGAUAUAUAAACACUUUACAUCUGUAAUAUAACACAAUCCCUCUUUUCUCACAGAUAAGGCGGUCCAUAGUGAACACACCGCCCCAUCGAAGACCGCAGAACAUGCUCGGCCUAUACCAGACUUUGUGAUGGGGAGUCUGCUUCGCUAUUUUGAGGAAGAGAAGUAUGUUCAGAAGAAUGGCUCUUCCUUUCCCGGUGUCCACCUGCUGCCCAAUGUGCUUCCUGCUGGCUGGGGACUCCCUGCUUUGACCGGCAGUAAACCAGGGCGACUGCUGAAUAACACCGGUACGGUCAAACAGUAUAAAUGUGCUCACUGUGCGAAAAGCUUUAUCAGAAGCACCCAGCUGAAAGAGCACAUGAGAACGCACACCGGAGAACGCCCCUAUCAGUGUCUGAAGUGUCCUAAAAGCUUCAGCCGCAGUACGCAGCUUCGAGAUCACCAGCGAACACACACAGGGGAAAGACCUUACAGAUGCAAUCAGUGUGGCAAGACCUUCACUCACAGCUCCAAUCUCAUCCACCACAGACGCACCCACACUGGAGAGAGACCGUACAAAUGCAACCUGUGCCCCAAGAGCUUCAGCCAGAACUCUGACCUAAACCGCCACCAACGCACCCACCUGACCGGAAACCGUCCCCAUCAGUGCACACGCUGUCAUCAGUUAUUCAUAUACAAGUCUCAACUACGCAUGCACAGCCGGGUGCACCUGGUGGAAGAUAUCCUUCAUGGAGGAGAGAGAGAAGUAUGUGGCUCGGAGUCAGCAAGGAGCGCUCAACCACUGUAA
Pelobates cultripes (western spadefoot toad) is the source of this 4192-nucleotide messenger RNA. The record is from the annotation of a GenBank genome assembly. Lineage: Eukaryota; Metazoa; Chordata; Amphibia; Anura; Pelobatidae.